UCUCCGCGCCUGCGUAGUUUGAGGGACCGCUAGCCGCGGAGUCUGGGGCCGCGUUGUCUGUCUUCUGUGAGGCUCCGCAUCCUGCCCCGGGCUCUCCAGGCCCCGCUUUGCCCUCCUCCGCAUCCUCCCCCGCGGCGCCACUAUGAGCUUCUUCGGUUUUGGGCCAGCUGCGGAGCUGGACAUCGCGCUGACGGACGGGGAGAGCCGCCGCCGGGUGGAGCACAAGAGCGAGGACGGCAAGAAGGACAAGUACUAUCUGUUCUAUGACGGGGAGACCGUGUCCGGCCGGGUGACCGUCACCCUCAGGAACCCGGGCAAGAGGCUGGAGCACCAGGGCCUCAAGAUCGAGUUCAUCGGUCAGAUCGAGCUCUACUACGACCGUGGGAAUCACCACGAGUUUGUGUCGUUAGUGAAGGACUUGGCUCGGCCCGGAGAGAUCUCCCAAUCGCAGAGCUUCGACUUUGAAUUCACCCACGUGGAGAAGCCGUACGAGUCGUACACCGGUCAGAACGUGAAGCUACGGUAUUUUCUACGCGCCACCCUCAGCCGGCGUCUGAACGAUGUGGUGAAAGAGAUGGACAUCGUGGUGCACACGCUCAGCACGUACCCCGAGCUCAACUCUUCCAUCAAGAUGGAAGUGGGGAUCGAGGACUGUCUGCACAUUGAGUUUGAAUACAACAAGUCCAAGUACCACCUCAAAGAUGUCAUUGUGGGGAAAAUCUACUUCCUCCUCGUACGGAUCAAAAUCAAACACAUGGAGAUCGAUAUCAUCAAGCGAGAGACGACGGGCACGGGGCCAAACGUCUACCACGAAAACGACACAAUCGCCAAGUACGAAAUCAUGGACGGCGCCCCCGUAAGAGGGGAAUCCAUCCCAAUUCGGCUUUUCCUUGCUGGGUACGAGCUCACGCCGACCAUGAGGGACAUCAAUAAGAAAUUCAGCGUUCGCUAUUACCUCAACCUGGUGCUGAUUGACGAGGAGGAGCGGCGUUAUUUCAAACAGCAGGAGGUGGUGUUAUGGCGUAAAGGAGACAUUGUAAGGAAGAGUAUGUCUCACCAGGCCGCUAUCGCAUCUCAGCGGUUCGAGGGGACGAGUCACCCGGAGUGCAGAGCGCAGCACAGCGGAGCCGCCGCGGGGGACCCGGAGAACGAGUGACGCCGCGUCUUGCCGCCUCCUCCGGGCUGCCGCUGGCUGAGUAUACAGUGACUGUACCUAUCCGACCCCAAACUCUUCACCACCUCGUGCUACCACCCAACGGCACGGACAGUGGGUCAGUGUUUGCCGGGAGAUGAUUCCAGCCCAACCAACCAGGCCAAACCCCGUGUCUUCUGGCCGUGUUUUGACGUUUGGUGAAAUUUUGGGGGAGAUGAGAAUUCUGUUGGCCCUUUAAACCCUUUUUUUAAAUUAAUGUGUUUUAUGUUUUAUCGCA
This is a messenger RNA of Spea bombifrons (plains spadefoot toad), 1430 nucleotides long. It is a transcript of the gene VPS26B, whose product is annotated as VPS26 retromer complex component B. The record is from RefSeq and is a predicted model, not a curated record. The transcript is spliced from 6 exons. The coding region runs from base 143 to 1156 and encodes 337 amino acids. NCBI's taxonomy places the organism in Eukaryota, Metazoa, Chordata, Amphibia, Anura, Pelobatidae. Gene Ontology annotation, biological process: intracellular protein transport; retrograde transport, endosome to Golgi. Gene Ontology annotation, cellular component: retromer complex; endosome.